AUGACUGCGAAGCAUCCAGAGUACUCCAAUAUUGGUGGCUCCAAUCACGAUGCUGUGACAGACGACGCAAGCACUGAUGCGGGCGAGUCGUUGAUGGGCCACGGAGAGAAGAGCUGGGAAGAGUUGCGUGAAGCUGGCCGCCCGAGGCAGAGCAGAUGGCAACGAGGCCGCGCCGCUGUCUUCUCAUGCCAGGGUGUGCUGAACACCCUGCUCCUGCUCGUGAUCCUUUUCCUGCUCCUCGAUCGUCGUUACCAAAACGACAAGCACGGCCACUUCGAGGGCAAUGGUGAUAUCUCUGGGUUCGCGCCUCGGGUCUCCCAGCAGAUCAAAACUUUCGUCCCUGACCUCGGGUUCGUUCCGGAGAACGGAACCGAGUUCUUCACCGAGGAGGUGAGGCAGAAGUGGCUGAGCAUCGUCCCGAAAGGCCUGGGCUAUGUCGAGGUUCAUGACCCUUCCAGCUACGACAACCUGCCGCCGCGUCCGCUCGAGGGCCCGGGCAUAGACAAUACCGUCUAUACCACCAGCGUCACUCACCAGCUCCACUGCCUCUACAACAUUGCCCAGGUCUACUCAGGGCUCAUCUCGGACCCGAGUCUGAUACCCGAGCAGAUGCAAGGCCACCUGCCCCACUGCUUCGAGUACCUGCGCCAGACCAUCAUGUGCUGCGGCGACACGGCGCUCGAGGGCCAGCAGACCACCUUUCCAGAGGGCUUCAUCGGAUCAGACGGCUGGGACGCCAAGCACGUCUGCAAGGACUACGACGCCAUCUACAAGCACCUGGAGGUGAACCGAGCCGACAAUGAAGUCUGGAUCUGA
This is a messenger RNA of Diaporthe batatas, 816 nucleotides long. RefSeq lists its product as uncharacterized. The coding region runs from base 1 to 816 and encodes 271 amino acids. NCBI's taxonomy places the organism in Eukaryota, Fungi, Ascomycota, Sordariomycetes, Diaporthales, Diaporthaceae. The record is from RefSeq and is a predicted model, not a curated record. The transcript is spliced from 2 exons. Gene Ontology annotation, biological process: mycotoxin biosynthetic process.